Messenger RNA from Branchiostoma belcheri (Belcher's lancelet), 1805 nucleotides. Its product is annotated as mucin-17-like. Bases 24 to 1679 code for a protein of 551 amino acids. The record is from RefSeq and is a predicted model, not a curated record. The transcript has 10 exons. Gene Ontology annotation, molecular function: zinc ion binding. Gene Ontology annotation, biological process: nervous system development. NCBI's taxonomy places the organism in Eukaryota, Metazoa, Chordata, Leptocardii, Amphioxiformes, Branchiostomatidae.
CUACAGCAGCGACCACUAAAGCAAUGACCACUCGAAGCAACGACCACUACAGCAGCACCAGUGGCCACUACAGUAGCACCAGCGGGCACCACAGGGGCACCUGUGGCCACUACAGCAGCACCAGUGGCCACUACAGGAGCACCAGCCGUCACUACAGCAGCACCAGCGGCCACUACAGAAGCACCAGGGGCCACUACAGCAGCACCAGCGGCCACUACAGCAGCACCAGCGGCCACUACAUCAGCACCAGCGGCCACUACAGCAGCACCAGGGGCCGGGGCACUACAGCAGCACCAGGGGGCACUACAGCAGCACCAGCAGCCACUACAGCAGCACCAGCGGCCACUACAGCAGCACCAGGGGCCACUACAGCAGCACCAGGGGCCACUACAUCAGCACCAGGGGGCACUACAGCAGGACCAGUGGGCACUACAGCAGCACCAGCGGCCACUACAGCAGCACCAGCGGCCACUACAGCAGCACCAGGGGGCACUACAGCGGCACCAGCGGCCACUACAGCAGCACCAGUGGCCACUACAGCAGCACCUGUGGCCACUACAGCAGCUCCAGCGGCCACUACACAAGCGGCCACUACAUCAGCAGAAGUUGCUACAACAAAAGCCCGACCUCAACCCGAACGAAAGAUCGUGCCGUCGGUCCUGACGAUGCAGCGGACUUUUAGAGACGACUUGCGGGACGAAACUUCCCGCGCUUUUCUAGAACUGUCCGUCGCAGUGACAGAGUCGCUUACAGCUGUCCACAUCAGGAUCCGUGGAUUCCUCCAGAUCAUCAUCAUCGGAUUUGUGCCGGGUAGUGUGCAGGCUCGGUACGUGGCGGUAUUUGAUGCGGACCAGGCGGAGCCGGACACUGUCAUCCACCAGCAGGUGCGGGAGAACCUCACGGAGGCCAUCACAGCCGGGAGCUUCAACAGCAGCCUCAACGUCACGGCAGUGCAGCCGACAACCCUGACUGCUGAAGAGCUGAAUAAACUCGCGGCCAGCGGGUCGCCCGUCUGCACGCUGAGGUGUGGGGAGGGGGGCAGGUGUCAGCUGACGGAGAAGUAUCCCGGCGUGCUUAUCGCGGAGUGCGUGUGCGAGCCCGACUACUGCACCGCCGGGACCUGUGACGUCAUCGUCGACCAGGGCCCCAGAUGCACUUGCCCGGCGACCAUGGGCUCCUGGUACCGCGGCGAGCGGUGUGAUCACGUGCUCACACAGGGCCACGUGAUCGCCAUCGCCUUGAGCUGCACAUGCGCAGUGCUGCUUCUCCUUUUCAUGGUGGCUGUCUGCAUGGCCAAGCGGGAGAAAAACGUCUUUAAGGAGAAGAAGGAAGAAAGAUACAGAUAUGCGCCCCCUGGCAUCGUCCUGGAGAACUACAACGUGCACAACCCGGAAGAUGGACAGCAUUUCCCCAGAGCUGCACUGGGCAGGGACGACUACCCGCCAACGGGAUCUGAGAUGGGGCUGUUCCCGGCGAAGUCUCCUCUCUACACUGACUCUAUCCGGGACCGUGGCAAGCCCAGGUGGAACCCGCUCUUCAACAACCUACCGACCGGACAGUUUAAAAUCCCUCGUCCAGCCACUCAGUCAGACAAGGUUUACCCCGAGGAUGAUGACCGCUACUUCCAGAGUUUCGAGAUCGAUUUUUCUCAGCCAGGCGGAGAGGAAACCAAGAUGUAGCGAGAGACUGACAACCCUCCGACUUCCACCAAUUUUAUAUGCUGCAAUAAUACAGGUUUUUUUUACAAAAGUACUGUUACUGUUUUUUCUUAUUAGCCACUCUAUGUAAACAAGAAGCCUAUUGAA